Molecule: messenger RNA, 132 nt
Organism: Cetraspora pellucida
Lineage: Eukaryota; Fungi; Glomeromycota; Glomeromycetes; Diversisporales; Gigasporaceae
Source: the annotation of a GenBank genome assembly
AUGAAUUCUAAAGACAAGAUAACAGCUCAAGAAAUGUAUAUAGAACUUAAAGAAGAAUUUUAUCACGAAGGAACAUUAAUUGUACUUGAGUUAUUCAAUGCUGAUGGCUCUUUCUCAAAUGGUGAACUUUGA